Messenger RNA from Drosophila navojoa, 1220 nucleotides. RefSeq lists its product as uncharacterized. The record is from RefSeq and is a predicted model, not a curated record. Lineage: Eukaryota; Metazoa; Arthropoda; Insecta; Diptera; Drosophilidae.
AAAUUUAAAAAAUGGAAUAUCUAACCGAUGAUGUAUUAAUUCGCAUACUGAGCUAUUUAGAUCUUAAAUCGCAGCAAAUCAUGUUAGAUUUGCAUCCACGCUUCUUCAAUUUGAUGCCGAUUGUCUGGAUCUCACAGUAUAAAACAGUCAAGAUUUCUUUAUACGAGGCAAAGUUUUCCAUCGCCCACUUGCGAUACUUUUUUCGAAGCAUUUCCAAAACUGUACAAGUGAUGCAUCUGAAAAUGAUGUGUGCGGAGCAAUAUAUGGUGCUCCUUGAGUUCAUUUUUCCAAAAGUUUACGAUUUUCGGUUUGCAACUGUGCCAAGUAGAUUGCUCUCCGAUUCGGAUAUACCAAGAUUAAUCAUGACGUUUCCAAACUUGAAAGAAUUUAGUCCUCAAGGAAGUUUUUCGGGCAGAUUUUUUACCGACUUUCCAUUAUUGGAGCGACUAACAUUGACUUAUUGCCAGCAUUUUAGUGUUGAAAAUCUGGCAAACGUUAUGAAAGUACGCAAAUUAAAAGAAAUCAAGCUUUGCCUUUUUGAUCGCAAGACUAUCGAAAAAACUCCUAUAUGUCUGGCCGCAGACUCAAUGGCUAAUCUUGAGUCCAUUAAAGUGGAAAUUGAUGAGCUGCCCUGGUUUGAAGACCACUUGGGAACACUUAAUCGCCUUUCUGAGCUGACCAUUUGUGGUCCUGGACUUAUGGGCAUACUUCCUUUACUAUGCCGCAAGCUGGGCUCUAUAACUGAAAAGCAUCAUUUCAAAAUUUUGGAAACAUGCAACACCACUGACACAUUGUGCACUGUAAUUGAAUCAAAGCUACGUGUGGAUGCUCUAAAAAUCGUUACAGAUAAUUAUCUAUUGGAAGACCUGGGCUUUUUUUCGCCCAACAGCUUUGAAUACCUAAAGCAAUUGUUUUUUAAAAGUUGUUGUAUCCAAGAAAAACAAUAUUUUAACAAUCUUAUGCACAACAUUGCAAACAUCGAGCUUGUUAGCUUUGAGCAAUGUGUUUUUACAUUUAAUAGAUACAAAUUUAUGACAGCUAAAAUCGUUGAGAAACGUAAAAAGCUUUUGCAGGUCAACUUAUUCCAAAAUACAUGUGUUUGCACUAGAAAACCUUGGAGAUAUGUCAAAAUCGGUGAGCAUCCCUUACUGGAAUUUGUUGAGGGUAAAAACUAUGAUUACACAUUUGAACCCAUUUACAUGACAUUCAUGAUAGAAUGA